CGCCAGAGGGGAGCAGCCCGCCGGCAGGGGAGGACGCGGAGCCCGCGAGCGCGGCAGAGGGAAGGGCCCACCCCCCGCCACCAGCCUCUUCCUCCGCCUCCGCCUCCGCCUCUCCGCCGGGAAGCGCUCGCGCGGCGCCCGCAGCCCCGCUCCGCCGCUGCCCAGUCGGAUGCGCUGAUCGGCAGGGAGCGGGCGGCAGGGCCGGAGGAGCCGAGGACGCGCCGCGCCGCCCAGCGAGCCGCUAAUCCCUUUCGGUAAUCCCCCUUUUCCCCCCUCCUCGCCGGGGCUCUUUCGGCCGCUGGAUUCGGGCUGCCCCUGCCCCCUCUCCUCCCGCGGAGGAGCCAGCCGAGGCGGCGGCGGCGGCGGGGGCUCCCCCCCUUUUUUUUUUUGCCCCCUUUUUUUUCAUUAUUCCGUCGGGGCCGCCAUGGGAUGUACCCUGAGCGCCGAGGAGCGGGCCGCCCUGGAGCGCAGCAAGGCCAUCGAGAAGAACCUCAAGGAGGACGGCAUCAGCGCCGCCAAAGACGUGAAGCUGCUGCUGCUAGGGGCCGGCGAGUCGGGGAAAAGCACCAUCGUGAAGCAGAUGAAGAUCAUCCAUGAAGAUGGCUUCUCUGGAGAAGACGUGAAGCAGUACAAGCCAGUGGUCUACAGCAACACUAUCCAAUCGCUGGCAGCUAUUGUUCGUGCCAUGGACACCUUGGGCAUCGAAUACGGCGAUAAGGAGCGACGGGCUGAUGCCAAGAUGGUCUGUGAUGUCGUAAGUCGGAUGGAGGACACAGAGCCCUUCUCUCCAGAGCUGCUGUCAGCUAUGAUGAGACUCUGGGCAGACUCUGGGAUCCAAGAAUGCUUCAACCGGUCCCGGGAAUAUCAACUUAAUGACUCGGCCCAAUACUACCUAGACAGCUUAGAUCGAAUUGGAGCUGCAGACUACCAGCCCACGGAGCAGGAUAUCCUUCGAACCAGGGUCAAAACAACUGGCAUUGUAGAAACCCAUUUCACAUUCAAAAACCUCCACUUCAGGCUCUUUGACGUUGGAGGCCAGCGGUCAGAACGCAAGAAGUGGAUUCACUGCUUUGAGGACGUCACGGCGAUCAUUUUCUGUGUCGCGCUGAGUGGCUACGACCAGGUGCUCCAUGAAGACGAAACCACGAACCGCAUGCACGAAUCACUGAAGCUGUUUGACAGCAUCUGCAACAACAAAUGGUUCACAGAUACAUCUAUCAUCCUCUUUCUAAACAAGAAGGACAUAUUUGAGGAGAAAAUUAAGAAAUCGCCACUGACUAUCUGCUUUCCCGAGUAUACAGGCCCAAACUCUUUCACUGAGGCAGUGGCUUACAUCCAGGCUCAGUACGAGAGCAAGAACAAGUCCCCCAACAAGGAGAUCUACACGCACAUCACCUGCGCCACCGACACCAACAACAUCCAGUUCGUGUUUGACGCCGUCACGGAUGUCAUCAUCGCCAACAACCUGCGGGGCUGCGGACUCUACUGAGCGCCGCUCGUCUCCCUCCUCUCCUCGCACGCCCCAGGAACGCCCUCCGGUCCCACGGACAGGUUCUCUCUCUUUUUUUCCUCCUCAGAAGAUGAAGAAGAAAGACAUAAAACCCCCCUUCUGCCCCAGCAGCCUUGGCAGCAAGUUCUGCUUUCCCCCGGCCCCAUUUUUAUUAUUAUUAUUAUUAUUUUGGUUUUGUUCAUUCCCACGCUGUGUCUUUCUACCCCUCCGUUCCCGGAAGGCAGCCAGUCCACAGUGCUAUAGAGGGACCUAAUGCAGUUCCCACAAAGUGCAUUUCAGUUGCCAAAAAACAAAAAUAUUUCAUUUAUAAAAGGAGAAAAAUUCAAAGCCUUAAAACAUUUGUCAGCAACAGCGUAGUUCGGAACAGAAACUUUUUUUCCUUAAAAUUAGGGGAUAUUUUUAAACCCUGUUAUUUAUCUUUUUUUUUUUUUUUUAAUUACUGUUCCUUGUGGAAGUACUAGACAAACGUAAUCACCUUGGGGGUACCUUAUGGCUCCAGUUCCUAUCCCAAAGCUGGAGGGGUCAGCCACAGCAGCUCGGAUUUGUAUAUUAUCCUUUUUUUCAGACAGCUAUUUGAACAAGUAAAACAGCCAUAUUGAGUUUUGCUGGUGUCUCUAAGACGGACACGGUAACAAAAUCUACUAAGCGUUGUCUAAAAGCAUUCAUUACCGAUAACAGUUUUACCUCAAGUUUCCAAAAUUAAUGUUAAAGUACGUCUAGUGAGUUCAGUAACCCAUUUCUUACUCACGCCUGCCUUUACGCGCUUCACUCGAUCCCACAGACCUACUGCGCCGAGCGGGGCGGUCGCGAGAGCUUCGUUUUCACCCCUCCAGCACGACGAGACCUCAGCAGCAGGGCUGGCCCGCGUGGCCCUGGGCACAGCCACGAUGCCCUGGCACGUGGUGGCCUGUGCGGCUGAGAGGGGCCAUGCCGCCUCGGUGGUUGAUGCUUCUACAGACAUGUAGCAUUUCUUUCCAAGCUUCAGCCCUUAAGACAGCUCAAUGCACCAGAAAUGUUUAGCCUUGACCUCCAGCAGCCAGGGCUGGACAUUUCAUUACCGAAAGCACAGACAGGUGGCUUUGGAAACCUUGUCAAGCUUGGGUGACAGCAGGGCACUUGGGAGCUGCUCGGCUCUUACUUGCACCUUGACCAUCUAAACGCCCAUAUAAACCCGGCCUUCCACUCCCAGCAUUCUCAGCCCAACCAGAGACAUGCUGCUUGCCCGUGUUGUCUCUCAGCCGUGCAGUCGGAGGAGAUGACACUAGGUUUAGUGUCUCCAGUCAGGUCAUUUCUUUACCAAUAUCUAAAAUGAGAGGGAUGGUUUGUACUCUGGCUAUUUAAUGGAAAGGGAAGGCUCAGGGAACUGAUUUGAUCCAAGCGCUGGAGUAGGAAGGAAAAGUGCAAGGAAGAAAGGGAUGCAAGAAAUGGUAGGAAGGAAAGGUGUGGAAAAGGCAGGAGUAACACCCAGCAGAACAAAACAUGUAGGCGCGGAGGAAGGACAAACAAGGCUGGUUCAGGAUAGGCUGGGGUGCCUGUGGCCAUCAACAGCCUGCUGUCCCCAAGAGCACUGGGUGCUGGUGGGACAGGGAUAGCUGGGGCGAAGGCAGAGAGGGAAUAUGAGUGGUCAGGAGUGCCCCUGCUGCCAUCGAGAACAUGGAGGAGCCUGUGAGACUCCAUCCCAAAAGCUUGUUUGGUGGCUGCAGGAGACAGUCACCUCCAGGUCCUGCUCUGUGUGGCACCUGGGGGGCAGGUGGGCACCCGCUGAUCCCUCCCUCUUUACUGUGUUUCUUCAAGUUACUGAUCCUGGAGGAUGUGAGCCUUUCUGGGACGGCCACAAGUGGAGCUGUCCUCUCUUGGGAGCCAGGGAUAGGGGUUGCUUUUAGAUCUCACAAGGUCAAAGUUUUCUUCAGUGGCAUGUCCAAGAAGGUGAAUAUCUGUUUUCUUACUGUGCUCAUCAAGGAAAGGUAACAUGAGAGCAGGCCAAAGCGACACAGCACAAAGGCAAGAGGCCAGGUGAGCUUCGGUGGGCGAGAGUCAGUGGAAGAAAGAGGUAUGAUGGGAAGGGAUGGAGAGGACCGGAGGGGGGAAGUUGGGCCAGUUUGUGACAGAAAUUGCAGAAGGGAAAUGAGUCAGGUUGAGGCAGCAGAGAGGAAGAAGAAAUGGGAAGAGAAGGGCCCACGGGAAGCCAGAGGAGCCUCCCCAUCGAAGGUUUGGAUCUGCCAGGGAAAGUGCUUGUGGGACAUGUGGGACAACCCAGUGACAUGAGUCAGGAGCACCCCAGGGCAAACAGGGCACUGCCUUCAGAGAAAAACCAAGGUGGUUGUUACCCGUCAAACCUGAUCACCGCCCAGCAUGGUUUUUAGCUGUGUUAAUAAUCCCCUAAAUAGUGUUAAAUUAUAAAACAGUAUUUAGUACUGUACAGUCAGGACUCACUGCUGCUCUGCUGGACACUAACAGAAAUAACACCAAGUCUCUCUGCCUCGCUCUGCUCUGGCAGAAGGGAAUAAACCACCUUUCUCUUCACCAUCUCAGCCUUAAAAUACCUCCGACAGUCAGCGUCCAUGGAGAGCUGGCCAGCAGCAAAGCUAGGAACCCCUUGCUGCUCCUUGAACCACAGGUUUCUACAUGCUCUCUGCACAUCUUGUUUCCCAGGUCCCAGCAGGUCUCUCAGCUCCACUUAAUGCCAGCACACUCUGCUGUACAACUCUAAACCAAAGGAAAAAUAAACACAAGGCCUCUGCACAUAAAUGUAUUUGUUUUAGCUUAGGAUUUCCAAAGUCAAUAGGAAGCACGUGCCUAAUUCUCUUUGGCUCCUUAGAAAGCACCAGCUGCAUGCCCCAACCUUGACAAGAUUUAUGUAUGUGCCAAGAUGAAAGUCAAGGGAAUGACAGUAAAAUGCAACAAUUGGUUUGUUUUUGCAGGAAAAGGCGUUUAGGAGUUUGCCUAUAUAGGCAAUGCAAAAAAGAGAGACACAUGACUCAGACCUCCUCCCCCAGUUUCCACUCAGUCCCAAACCAAACUUUCUUUUUGCAUGUCCUCUGCUGACUUCAGAGGUUGUUUUACCCCAGAUGAAAGUUGUGCUGCUGUCUGAAGCUAUCUAAUUAAUUUGAUUAAUUCAUUGCAAAGCAAUUAAUUGCUUUGCUAUUCAAGACAAUAAAAAAUGGCAAUUGGAUGGUGCUUCUAGCCUGGAAAGAGGCAGAACAUUAACUGGAGUGAUCCAGAACAAUGAAAAAGAGAGUCCUGGAGUCUGGCCUUGCGCAGGUGUCUAGGCAGCCACCGGGAAACUGGUGCCACCCAUGACACGUAGCUUUUGGGUGAUGUUAAAUUUGCAUUGACUGGGCUAAAAAGCAGAAUGCUACACUUGAUACACAAUCUGUAUGUAACUACUAGACCCUAAAUGAAACAGCAAGCCUGUACACUGUAGAGCACUAAUGACUUACUCUGGCAGCAAAGCAGGUCUUUACUAAACUCUACCAGAAGAAUUUGAUCAGUAGCACUAGGCACUAAAAGAUGUGAGAUUUUUUUUAUAUUUCCACCCCUUGCUGUGGGGGAAAUUUUAUUCUAUUUAAUAAGUAAUAGACACUGUUCCCAGUGAAGGUAGCACCAAGCCAACACUCAAGGUGUUGCAAGUAUAAAGUGCACAGGAAUCUUUUGGUGAAGUAAAUUUAAGUUAACUCGAAUGCAAACUCUUCUAGAUGCAGCUGUCUCACCAGUCCCAGCACUGUGUACUUCCAGCAUUCACUGAGCUCGAUUCAGGUAACCUGAGCUCAGAAAUGUGGGCUGGGAGGUCUAACCCCCCCCUUCCCUCCCCUGCCCUCCUGCAGCUUUGCAAAUUCCCUGGCCCCUCUGCUCCAGCUUCCCAGGGAGAAAUUGGUUAUAAUCUAUGCCUGGUGCUCCACAGGGAUGAAACGGAGAAAAGAGGAGGAAAUGUUGACAUACUGAGUCUUUUCUUUCAUUUUCUUUGGCAUAUUGUAUGUCUAAAACUUAAUUUCAGCUGCUGCUGAUGACAUUCCCUCCCUCACGUAGGUGUCGUGAGGAUUAACUGACAAAGGCUUGAAACAGCGUUUGAAAGAUGAAAUGCUUUGAGUGUUAAACACUACUAUUUUUCCCGCUUGAUGGCCUUGUAUAGAUUUUUUUGUCUCCAGAAAGCGUGCCAAAGUAUUACUCAUCUCUGGAAGCCUGCAUUCCUUCCAGGUCUUUUCUGACAGACAUGCCUUUUGCAGAUAAUAUUUUGUCCAGUGCUUCUUCUUAUUCCUAAAUAACGGCAAUCAUUGCAGGAAUUGCCUAGAAAGAAAACCUUGAAAUGCAUCUCACCUGCUCAAAAGUCCUCUUCUUAAUAACCCUUCGCGUUGUGAAAUUGCAACGCUCCAGAUGCAAACCCCCAGGCCCCAGAAUUGCUUUUAAUCUGCAGUCACCACGUAGCAGGCGUAUUGCAACUGGUAUAGCUGCAACAGGAAUCAUGCUGGGGCACGGCCACGUGUUUUAAAAGCACGAUGAUUCACGCUUUUGAAAGAGCUCCAUAUACACCUUGCUGCCCUUCAAAGCUAAUGUGGAAAUUUGCACCUUUUUCGGAAAGCCUGCCAAUUGCUUGAGAGAUGUAGGGUGUUCUUAAUGACGCAAAUCACUGGUUCAAAAGCAGCAUCCAAGGGGCAUCACACACUAAAAGCAGCAUUAGCAGCUCACGAUGAGCUUCAGACAACAGCAGAAAAAAAGCAAGCAGAAGAAAAGCCCUCCACUCGCCACAUCUGCAAUCUCUCUCAGAUGGCCUGGAUCCAUGAGACAUAAAAGCGAUGACAGUUUACAUCCGCUGGGAGUGCAGCCCUGAAUCUAGGGAAACGUGCAAUUAACUCAGCAGUCUCUUUUCCUUGAAAAGGGACUUCAAGUUGGGGGAGGUUUGUGCUAAGUGGAAUACCCUGCAAAGUAUUCCCGGAGCUCUGAAUGGCCUCUGGAGAGGAAACUCUGUAAUCAGGUGUAUUAGUUAGAUGCUAAAAUCAGACGUUGCAAACAGCUCCUUUAUUUAAAGAACAAUUUGAAUAAAAUGCAGAAGUCUGUGGACGAGUUUUAGGAUGGUGCAGCUGCGCUGCCAGGCACCUGAGCGCACAUGCUCGCUGCGCAGGGAGGUCCUGCGCCCUGGGAAGAUGCAAGAGCCAGGCUCCUUAUGAGAACUAGCAAUAAGCACCCAAUGGCAAAGCACACAUUAAAACACAGCCACAGAUUUCCAAGGCCGGUUUGUCUCCAGCAAGUAGAGUUCAUGCUCUCACUUUUAGAUAUGGCCCGAGGAGCCCAGUCUAGAGUCAAGGAAGCAUGAAAGAUCCGCGCGGCCAUCUGGACUGUCCGUCUGCUAGCGCGGGACUGUUCCCGACUGCCGCUUCCCCAGUGCAGUGCCCGAUCCAGGCUUAGUGAAUGGGUCAGGUAGCUUUCCACCACCUCCCUCCAAGAAACUCUUCCAAACCUCUCUCUCUCUGGAGUUUUGCAUGAUAAUUAGCCCUUUUCCCAAUUUUCCAUCACCUCCCUGGACAGGUUCAGAUAGUGGUCACCUUGGGUCGAGAUUCAGCUAACGAUAUCACCAGCUUUCCCAGGCAGGGGUAAACACGCAGGCCAAGCUCAGCUUGAUGGCGGCACACACUGGGCACGGUGCCCAGCUGGCCACCUAGUACCUGCACCGGAGGAGGGUGGCCUCCUGAGAGAGGGCUAUAGCAUCGCGUCAGUCAAUAUGAUUUUGUUUUAAAGGACACUGAAAGCCUGUUACUCACUCAGGUUGAUAACUUAAGAGCUGAAUCACCCUCUGGACUCGGAGAAGGUGCUUUUCUUCAUCUACAUCACUCGCGAGUGAGUUUACAGUUUUCUGAGAUGCCUGAAGUUAGGCGGGGGAAUCCACGUCUUAGAAAAUACCCAGAUAAGUAGAGAGCUGCAGUCUGCUACAGAGAAUCAGUUCAGCACAGUAGUGAAGUAUUAUUAGGAGCAGUCUAUAAUGUCAUAUACAUUAAAAUCUAUCUGACAUAUUUAACCCAUUUUAGUAUAAGUCCAUUGCUCGCCUGCAAGUUAACAGGCUGUUUUCAGGCGAGGAAUGCAAUCUCCGUGUAAACCGAGAGGUUAGAAUUGGAUGUAUAAGAUGUCCUUUUGCCAACAAAUCCCAGUUUCUCCAAACUGCACUGCAUAACUUAAAGCAUCAGGCAGUCCCUCCAAGUGCAGCACGCUCGCUGCGAUUCUGCACAGGACAAGGUGUCGGGCUCAACCAUGGGAGGGCAGAAACCACAAGCUGGGACUUCUGCGGCGGAUGCUGUUAACCCUGCAACCUAGCCUGGGAGAUGUCUCAGAGUAUUCUGUGGCCAAAACAUCUCCUACGGAAGCCAGUGAGAUGUUUGUCAUUGACUUCUUGGGAGCAAGGCUGACCAUUAAUCAGGUUCAGUAGAGAAGCUUAGUACUAGUAUGUCUACGUUCAUAGACCAGCCAGGUGUGACUUCAGCCUUACAACCAAUAUUUCUAUGACCAUUUCUAAAUUUUCUAAAAUUCUCUUUAAAGAUGAGACGCUGGAAGUGUUGAGGUCAAUUGAGAUAAUGCUACUGAGCAUCAUCCUGAAUCGAGCUCUGAGAGAGACCCAAACCCAUCACACGCUCACAGUGCCGCCUGACUGGCGCACCCCCAACGCACACGUUUCCCAACCAGAAAGCAGAGACGUGGUCCACUCUACCCAACAGCGUGCGCCAUGUUCUGGCUGGUAUUUCAUUUCCCCUGAGGAAAGAGCAGACAGAAACACUCACCCAAGAUACUCAGAGACUUGAACGUACAUUAUAGUUUCUGAGCUCCUGCCAUGAUAUGCUAUAAUUGAUGUUGACAGAUAUAGGUACAUGACCUAUAUAAGACGUGCCGAGAGCGUGGUUAGGAAAAUAGCCUUCUCGUAGGAAGGCUUGUGCCCAAACCAGCAGCCUGUGAGCUCCCCGAAGAGAUCUUUAUUCGCACUGCAAAGUAUAGCGAACACAUGCAAGCUGCGGAGAGCACUGCUCUCUUGAAGGCUGAUGUGAUAAUAGCGGGGCGAGGAAGGAAACCUCCCUGCUGACACUCGGCAGGUCGGAGGGCAGGGGAGGAAACCAGCCCCCGAGGGAACAGGGAGGCUGGUCAUUUGCUCGGUCCUCCUGUUGCAGCAGGAGGGCUGUGGUCUGCAAUGUUGCCCUGCAAAUUUCCCCCCAAGAGUCAGGAACCACAGAAACACUGGAUAGCCUGGCAGUGGGAGCAGCUCCCGCUGGGGUGGGCACAGGGUAGCACGGGGAAAAGCCAUGCUGCCCUCGCACCAAAACUGGGAGAGGGGCAAGGCGCAGGGCCAGCCAAAUGGGCUCGUGCCAUCCCGGCAAAAUCCCUGCAUGUCACAGUGAAGCAAGGCAGCACAGUUCUCUGCGGGAGUCGGGUGAAGCAGGAGCAGGCAGAAGGGAAAAGCACGUUUCGGCUCCCGGCCGCUCCACGCUCAGGAGACGGAGGGAGGAGGUGGAGGGCCGGGAGCCGGGCGUCUGCUGCCACGGCCCCUCUCCCACACCCGUGCCUUCAGAAGUUAGUGCAGUGACCAAAAUCUGACUGUCCGGUAAUGCUGGCAAGUGACUGUGUCCAAAUCCCCCGCUGCGGGUGGAGAGAGGAGAUCACAGGGAGAUGACAGCAUAAUUUUCACUACUGCCUGGCACUAACCGGCUUGUUCAGUGCUGGAGCAACUCAAGGGCACUGGCAGCCUGGAGAGCACACGGGGCUUCGCUCAUCCCUGUCGGGGCCCUGACCAGCCCCAGGCCCAGCACCACACGCGACAUGGGGCAGAGAAAGGGCCGUCGCCUCUCCAUCCCUGGGGCUGCGUCCCCCACCUUGCAUUUUCUAGGCCUGCCCCAUUUUUCAGAGCUGUCCCCCAGCCUGGGGCUGGCUCCCAGCACGGCACCUGGCUGCACAGCCACGGGCCAGCCCGCGGGCAGCUGCUACACCCAAACAGCUUCGUCCCCUCCCGCUGAAACCUCCAGUCCGUCCCGAAAGUAAGUAAGGCCGCUCAAAGACAGGCCGCUACCCCAUUAAAGAGUCCAUUCCCCAAUUUAACAUCCUCCUCUCCAUGCUUUGCUCUCCCGCUCUGCCAACCUUUGCUUGCAAGGUCCCGCCAACAUACACGCAGCCAGGUUCGCCCGCCUCCGUGUCACCCCUCGGCUCAACAAGGGAACGGGGACUCGCACCGCGACCUGCUCUCGGUGGGCUCCCGCGAGCCGCCGGCCCUCAUCCGCCCUCCCUCGCUCUCCUCCUCCGCCACGUCUCCACCACCGAUUUCUUUCCAAAGGAACGCCGGAGUCUGCCACGAUUUUUUCUUGUGCCAUUUUCUCGCUGUGAAUCAUUUUUCCUGCAUGUUUGAUGGCCCAAACUGUAUUAACUGUAAUUUUGUACGAAGAGUGACUGUCCAUUGGUUUAAUAGAACAUUAGUUAUUGUAAUAAUUUAUUGGCUGUCGGUAAUGUAUUUAUUAGUUACAAAAUGUUAAUAAAGUGCCAGCUCUUUUCUA
Molecule: messenger RNA, 10023 nt
Organism: Dromaius novaehollandiae (emu)
Lineage: Eukaryota; Metazoa; Chordata; Aves; Casuariiformes; Dromaiidae
Gene: GNAO1
Product: G protein subunit alpha o1
Exons: 8
Coding region: 425-1489 (354 amino acids)
Biological process (GO): adenylate cyclase-modulating G protein-coupled receptor signaling pathway; G protein-coupled dopamine receptor signaling pathway
Cellular component (GO): heterotrimeric G-protein complex
Molecular function (GO): mu-type opioid receptor binding; corticotropin-releasing hormone receptor 1 binding; G protein-coupled serotonin receptor binding
Source: RefSeq, a predicted model, not a curated record